GCCAUGAUCGACAUCUACCUCUAUCUCAUCCUCUCUAUCAAUUCAUGAAAUCAUGCCGCGCAUGAGACUGCGGUACUGGCAUUAAGGAAGAGAGAGAGAGAGAGAGAGAGAGAGAGAGAGAGAGAGAGAGAGAGAGAGAGAGAGAGAGAGAGAGAGCUGUCUCUUAUACACAUCUAGAUGUGUAUAAGAGACAGGAGGAGGGAGGAGGGAGGAGGGAGGAGGGAGGAGGGAGGUGGGAGUAGGGAGGAGGAGGCAAUAAAUUUAGUAGAUAUGAUGUUUUUUCCCCCUUCUCCCAAUUCUGCGCCGGCAGAAGGUUGUGCUCACACGUCGUCGGGGUCGGCGGUAAUGAUGGCUUCAUCGGCUGUUGACGACUCGUCCGCAGUCCGCGUAGCUGUACGCGCCCGGCCGUUGAUUGCCAAGGAGAUCAUGGAGAAAUGUAAGGAGUGUGUUACUUUCUUUCCCACUGAGAACCAGGUUUUGAUUGGUAAAGAUAGACGAUUCACCUUCGACCACGUCUUCGGCCCUGACAACACUCAAGAAACUGUCUACGUGGCUUGCGUUAAGCCGCUGGUAGAAAGCUGCAUGGCAGGGUAUAAUGCUACUGUUCUCGCAUAUGGACAGACAGGGUCUGGGAAAACUCAUACAAUGGGGAGCGGGAACAACACUGCUGUCUUAGAGGAAGAGCUUGGCAUCCUUCCGAGGGUGAUUCGACAGCUGUUUGAGAGUGUUGAAGAGAAAAAGGCGCAGGCAGAAUUCCUUGUUAGAUGUGCAUUUGUGGAGAUAUACAACGAGGAUAUCAAGGACUUGCUACAUCCAGAUACUCCAAAUAAGUCGAUAGCGAUUCGGGAGGAUGCAAAUGGAGACAUCAUUCUCGCUGGAGUCCGAGAUGUGGUGGUAACAAACUAUGACGACAUGAUCCGUCAGAACAGACCGGCGCGGGCAUAUAGUGCUCGUGCGCUCGGCUGUGGAUGGAGGAGUGGCCUGGGAGCUUUCUUGGCCCUGAGCGCUACGCCGCAGUGGUUUAUAUGGGAUUUCGCGCAUGCCGGUUUCAGGCUUGGGCUUAGCCCUAUGGGUUACGACAUUGGACUUGUGAAACGGAGGUGCAGGGAUCAUGGCCAGCAGGCAGCAGCAUAGGGGCGGUGCGGCAAUGAAGGGGUUGAAGGGUU
Chara braunii is the source of this 1166-nucleotide messenger RNA. Lineage: Eukaryota; Viridiplantae; Streptophyta; Charophyceae; Charales; Characeae. The record is from the annotation of a GenBank genome assembly.